Molecule: messenger RNA, 597 nt
Organism: Brassicogethes aeneus
Lineage: Eukaryota; Metazoa; Arthropoda; Insecta; Coleoptera; Nitidulidae
Source: the annotation of a GenBank genome assembly
AUGAGAGAUGGUAAAUUUGCCUGGGUCUUCAAAAAAGCCUUCUACUUACUGCAACACACCAAUGCUCAGCACGGCGAGAAAAAACAAUACAUGUGCAUGAAAUGUGGACGAAAUUUUUUAUCGCAGGAACACCUCGAUGCUCAUACGGAGGAAAAUGGCACCGAUGAACUACACAAAGACAGAAUUAGUUCAGCCACCGUUAAGGCACAAGAUGAAAAGCUGAAGUUCAAAUGCACAUUUUGUGACCGGGUGUUUACGCAAGUCUGCUACCUAAUGCAACACACCAAUGCUCAGCACGGCGAACAAAAACAAUUCAAGUGCAUGAAAUGCGGACAGAAUUUCGCAUCGCAGGAGCUCCUUGAUGUCCAUAAGGAGAGACAUAGCGCCGAUAAACCACAUAAAUGCAGAGUUUGCCCGAAGCAGUACCAUUAUAGGUGUGACUUGAAAAAGCAUAUGUUAGUUCAUAGCAAGAAGCCCAAUCCCUUGGUUUGCACGACUUGUGGUAGGCAAUUUUUGAGAAAGGAUCGUUUCAAGCACCACCGCUUGAGCCACGAGAAGAAAGCUGCCAUGUAUGAUAAGACAAGAAACCUUAAAUAA